CGGCAUUCCUUUUCUGUAUAAGGAACAAGGCGGCGUCAUGGCGGAGUACGAGGCUGAGAAAGGCUUGCACGCCUUCAGCAAUACCUCUCCGGACCACAGUCUUUCAGGCCAGCAUGAUGAUACGAAAGGACGACAGAGCUCAGUCGUCAAUCAAGAUGUGCUCGCGGGCGAGGUCUACGAUGAGCGCUACGAUUCAACCCACAGAGGUCUGAAGAGCAGACAUGCGCAAAUGAUUGCCCUUGGAGGCACAAUCGGUACCGGUCUGUUUGUCGGCUCAGGCCAGACUCUUGCGCGUGGUGGUCCAGCUUUCAUCCUCCUGGCAUAUUGCCUUAUGUCCUUUCUGGUCUGGUGUAUCGUAUCUGGAGUCGCAGAGGUAGCAGCUUGGUGUCCCACAAAAGGCUGCUCGAUGAACAUGUUCGGAUGGCGAUACGUGAGCCGAAGCUUGGGAUUUGCCAUGGGCUGGCUCUACUUCUAUUCUCUCGGCAUUCUCGUCCCGUACGAGAUCACAGCUGCAGGGCUUGUGAUCGAAUACUGGAACGCGCCCGUGCACAUCGCCGUGUGGAUCAGCAUCAUGAUUGUGGUCAUCGUGGGACUAAAUGCGUUGCCCGUCAAGUUCUAUGGCGAGACUGAGUUUUGGUUCGCGGGAACAAAAGUCAUCAUGAUGAUUGGACUGCUGAUGAUGUCGGUCGUUCUGUUCUUUGGCGGUGGACCCGAUAAAGACAGACUCGGAUUUCGGUAUUGGCAGAAUCCUGGAGCUGUGAACGAGUACCUCGUAGGUGACAGGGACACUGGGCGUUUCCUAGCACUGCUUUCGACUAUUGUACUAUCGGCUUUUCCGUUUGCCUUCGCACCAGAACUUCUCGUAGCCACUGGAGGUGAAAUGGAGAGCCCACGACGAAAUCUUCCCACAGCAGCACGGCGAUAUAUUUGGCGUCUCAUCAUCUUCUACGUUGGAUCUGUGCUGGCUAUUGGCGUCAUCUGUCCGUCCGACGACCCGCGCCUCACAAGCGGAGGAGCCGGAGCUGGAUCCUCCCCAUUCGUGGUCGCCAUCAAGAACGCUGGCAUCCCCGCCCUCGACUCCGUCAUCAACGGUGGUAUCAUUCUCUCGGCAUGGUCCUCAGGAAACUCAUUCAUGUUCCUUUCAAGUCGUUCCCUCUAUGCCCUGGCUUUGAGCGGGAACGCACCUCGGAUCUUCAAGGCUUGCACCAAGAACGGUGUUCCAUACAUGGCCGUCAUCGCAUCCUCACUGUUCUGCGGACUUGCAUAUUUGAACGUUGCAAGUGAUAGUGCUGUGGUGUUCAACUGGUUCGUCAAUUUGACCAAUACUUCGGGCUUCAUCAGCUGGAUUUGCUGCGGUAUCGUCUAUCUGCGAUUCAACAAAGCUUGCAAGGCUCAGGGCAUCACGUAUGCGGAUCUGCCAUACCACUCAUACUUUCAGCCUUGGGGAAGCUAUGUCGCAAUUGUCGCAUUCGUCUUCCUGUGUCUGAUCAACGGAUUCAACGUUUUCUGGCCGGAACUAUGGUCUGUCAGCAGUUUCAUGACUGCCUAUGUUGGUAUUCCGCUCUUCCUUGUCAUCUACUUCGGUCACCGCAUCUACGCUCGCCACGAGCUAUGGGCACAUCCCCCGGAGCAAGUCGACCUUCAAACUGGUCUUGAGGAAAUUAUCGCAGAAGAAACGCCCGGGAAAGAGUUCAAAGGCUGGCAAAAGAUCAGGCACAUCUGGGAAUAA
Molecule: messenger RNA, 1729 nt
Organism: Cercospora beticola
Lineage: Eukaryota; Fungi; Ascomycota; Dothideomycetes; Mycosphaerellales; Mycosphaerellaceae
Biological process (GO): amino acid transmembrane transport
Cellular component (GO): membrane
Molecular function (GO): amino acid transmembrane transporter activity
Source: RefSeq, a predicted model, not a curated record